This is a messenger RNA of Alexandromys fortis (reed vole), 4582 nucleotides long. RefSeq names its product cell division cycle 25C (gene Cdc25c). The coding region runs from base 3254 to 4192 and encodes 312 amino acids. Lineage: Eukaryota; Metazoa; Chordata; Mammalia; Rodentia; Cricetidae. Gene Ontology annotation, molecular function: protein tyrosine phosphatase activity. Gene Ontology annotation, biological process: positive regulation of G2/MI transition of meiotic cell cycle; G2/M transition of mitotic cell cycle; protein dephosphorylation. The transcript has 10 exons. The record is from RefSeq and is a predicted model, not a curated record. Gene Ontology annotation, cellular component: nucleus; cytoplasm.
UGGUCUGCACGCCCUCACUGCUCACAGGGAAGUCCUGUGUGGACUCUGCAGACGGCGAAGUUCUUCCCUUGGGGUAUUUGUGGGCUUGGAGGACUUAGAUUCUGGCUUGACAGCUUUUAAGUUUUCUGGUUCUAAAUUGUGUUGUGAAAUGCAGACUAUUUUAAACCAGCACACACAGAAAUAAUCUUGUUUUUACAUAAAGGGAAUGGUAUACUGCUCGCACUCUGGAGCUUCUCUGCACGUGUGAGGUGCUGUAUUUCAGUGACUCGGGAUGCAGGGUCAGGAACAAGAUUGUCUGGAUCCUGGUGACUUACUACUUCAUCAGCUGUGACCCACAGUUUCUUAAUUCAUUGGAUCAAACUUUCUUUAUUCAUAAUAGAUAACAGUAGCACUUUUUUUUCUUUUGAUUUUUCGAGACAGGAUUUCUAUGUAGCUUUGGAGCCUGUCCUGGAACUCACUCUGUAGACCAGGCUGACCUCAAACUCACAAAGAUCUGUCCUCCUUUGCCUCCCAAGUGCUGGGAUUGAAGGUGUGUAUCACCACUGCCUGGGAAUAGUAGCACGUUUUAAAAACAGCUAUUGAAAAGAUUAAUUAAAAAUGAGAAGGCUGGGCCACUUGAGACACUGUCUUAAAGGAAACAAAACACCAUCCAUCCGUCCCAAAUGUUAAAAACAAAUGCUUAUCAGAGCCAGGUGAUAUGGUUUACAUUCUAAUUCCAAAACUCCAGUGGUCGAGGCAGGACAGCCUUACCUAUGUAACAAGUCUGAGGCUAGCCUGGGCUUUGUAAGACACUAUUUUAACACCAUCUCCCAUCUCUACUCCCUCCCCCCAAACACAGAAGAACGAAGCAAAACGUAUAUAUAGCAAAUACCAAGCAGUUUGUGUUUGUUGUUAUAACUAUGAUGAAGUAUCUCUUGGAGAUCCUAAAAUAUUUAGCUAGGAGGUGUACACGGAAUAAAAACUGACUUCGGUUAAACUCAAAACUUAUUCUUUUUUUUUUUUUUUUUUUUGGUUUUUCGAGACAGGGUUUAUUUAUUAUGUAUACAAUAUUCUGUCUGUGUGUAUGUCUGCAGGCCAGAAGAGGGCACCAGACCUCAUUAUAGAUGGUUGUGAGCCACCAUGUGGUGGCCAGGAAUUGAACUCAGGACCUUUGGAAGAGCAGGCAAUGCUCUUAACCACUGAGCCAUCUCUCCAGCCCCCUCAAAACUUAUUCUAGACAGUGGUGGUGCACGCUUUUAACUCCAGCACUUGGGAGGGGAGGCAGAGGCGGCAGAUCUCUGAGGUCAAGGCCAGCCUGGUCUACAGAGCAAGUUCUAGGACAGCCAGGACUGUUACACAGAGAAACCUGAGUUUCUUUUGUUUCUUUUUUAUUUAUUUUUUUAUUAACUGGUCAGUUUUAUUCCCAGAGGCGUGGAAGGCGUGUGCACACACCCACACCCACCCUCAAUGAGUACUGUAAAGCAUUCCCAGUGUCACUCUGGCACUCCAUGCUCUGGAAAAUAAAAAUAAGUGUUUAUGUGGCAGACUGUAAAGUCCCCUACAGGAUUCCUUUUUUUUGUUUUGUUUAAUCUUUUUUUUUUUAAUUGACCUCUACAUUUUUCUCUGCUCCUCUUUCUGCCUCUCCCCUCCUCUUCAACCCUUCCCCAAGGUCCCCAUGCUCCCAGUUUACUCAGGAGAUCUUGUCUUUUUCUACUUUCCAUGUAGAUUAGAUCUAUGUAUGUCUCUCUUAGUGUCCUUAUUGUUGUCUAAGUUCUCUGGGAUUGUGAGUUGUAGGCUGAUUUUCUUUGCUUUAUGUUUAAAAACCACUUAUGAGUGAGUACAUGUGAUAAUUGUCUUUCUGGGUCUUGGUUACCUCACUCAAAAUGAUGUUUUCUAGCUCCAUCUAUUUGCGUGUAAAUUUCAAGCUGUAGUUAUUUUUUUCUGCUGUGUAGUACUCCAUUGUGUAAAUGUAUGGCAUUUUCCUUAUCCAUUCUUCAGUCGAGGGGCAUUCAGGUUGGUUCCAGGUUCUGGCUAUGACAAACAAAGCGGCUGUGAACAUAGUUGAGCACAUGUCCUUGUGGCACGAUUGAGCAUCCUUUGGAUAUAUACCCAAAAGUGGUAUUACUGGGUCUUGAGGAAGGCUGGAGAAACCCUGUUUUAAAAAACUAAAACCAGCUGAGCGGUGGUGGCACACGCCUUUAAUCCCAGCACUUGGGAGGCAGAGGCAGGCAGAUCUCUGUGAGUUCGAGACCAGCCUGGUCUACAAGAGCUAGUUCCAGGACAGGCUCCAACACCACAGAGAAACCCUGUCUCGAAAAACAAACAAACAAAAAACCUAAAGCCAUAACAAAAAAUCAAAGCUUAUUCUAAAUUGACUGUUUUACUCUUCUUAGCUUCUCCUUAGAUAUUGUCUAAGUAGAUACUGUGUAAUCGUACUGGGAAAAGCUUUCUAUGGCAGCUUUUAUGAGUACAUGUGAAAAUUUUACUUGUAUUCAUUGUUGUCUUUGAACUGAUUUUUCUGUCUUUUCUUCUCCUCUUUUUUUUUUUUUCUUCUUCUUUAAGACAGGAUUUCUCUGUGUAGCCCUGGCUGGUCCUGAUACUCUGUAGAUCAGGCUCCAGAGUGCUGGGAUUAAAGGCUUGUGACCACCACCUGGAUUGAUUUUGUUUUUUUCCUCUUUCAAUACUUUUUUCUUGGAGGCUGGGUCUCAUUGUCGUGCAGUAUGACCUGACUGCUGGCUCCACAGUGACGGGCCACCGCCUGGCUUUGGGUUGUUGUAAAUAGCCCAUGCUUGUCGACUAGGUGGGUUGUGGGAGAGAAGAUUGAAACUCAGCUCUGAAGAGCCUCCUGUCGCCAGUGUGGGAACAGGAGUGGCAGGUAUUGUCUGGUAGUCGCUGGCUCACCCAAGGCCCCAGGGGUACAUCCUAGCAUCAGAGCAGACUUUCUUGUGCACGUGUUUAUCUCAUCCAGGUCAGGCAUGCUGGUGAACUGAGGGCCUUUUCCCCAGGACGCCACUGAGUCUUGAUAUUUAAUACCCUGCGUAUUGUUGGAAGAGACAAAUAAACACUAGGACUCCUUGAACAGAAGAAAGGAAAAGCCAGGUGCCCCUAACCACCGAAGAACCAAACUGUGUUUGGGGAUUACCUGACUAGUGGUCUGUUUUUGUUUUAAUCUUCAGGAAUCAUCACCAGGACCUUAUGAAAGGCAUCCCAGUAGGUGCAGCUUCUGUGUAGUACUCCAAAUGCUUUGGACCAUGGCCACAGAAAAAAAGAUGCAAUGCGUGACCUAUCUGCAAAUAAAGAAAAUAUAAACACCAAUCUGAAGACACUGGAGUGGGAGGCACCUAGGACCCCGAGGUUUCGAAAACUGCCUGGAGAGCCCCUGGCUUCUCCCCUUCCUGUGCUGGAAAAUAGAAUCAUGGUGGAAAAUGAAAUGAGGUAUCUGGGCAGUCCCAUUACUACAGUUCCAAAACGGAGUCAAAAUCUAAAGUUAGAAGACCAAGAAGGGAUUUCAGAAGAGCCAAUGGAGUUUUCCCUGGAAGACCAAGGCACCAAGAGCUUAAGUCUAAAGAAGAUGGCCCCUCUCUGUGACAUCAAUGCCAUUCAGAUGGAAGAGGAAGAGUCUGAACAAGGGUAUCUGAUUGGUGAUUUCUCCAAGGUGUGUGUGCUGCCAACGGUGUCAGGAAAACACCAAGAUCUGAAGUACGUCACCCCGGACACAGUAGCUGACUUACUGUCUGGAAAGUUCCAGGAUCUGGUUGAGAAGUUUUAUAUCAUCGAUUGCCGCUAUCCGUAUGAGUACCUGGGAGGACACAUCCUGGGAGCCUUAAACCUGUGCAGUCAGAAGGAACUGCAUGAGUUCUUCCUGAAGAAGCCUAUUGUCCCUCUGGAUGGCCAAAAAAGAAUCAUCAUUGUGUUCCUCUGUGAAUUCUCCUCAGAGCGAGGCCCCCGAAUGUGCCGUUCUCUGAGAGAAAAAGACAGAGCUCUGAACCAGUACCCGGCAUUAUACUACCCAGAGCUGUAUAUCCUCAAAGGGGGCUACAGAGACUUCUUUCCAGAAUAUAUGGAGCUGUGUGAACCACAGAGCUACUGUCCUAUGCACCACCAGGACCACCAGGCUGAGCUGCUCAGAUGGCGAAGCCAGAGCAAAGCGCAGGAAGGGGAGCGGCAGCUUUGGGAGCAGAUUGCCGUCCUGGUGAAGGAUGUGAGGCCAUGAUAGUGGGUAUGACAGUGGCCGUGAAGUCGCCGGAAGACAAUGGAGAUGCCAAACAGAAAGAGUCAUCUAUGCCGCUAACCCUAUGAUUGUUAAGCUGCAAACAUUGGGGAUAGUCAGGCACGGUGCAACACCUUUAGUCCCAGCACUCAGGAGGUAGAGGCAGGAGGAUCUCUGUGAGUUUGAGGCCAACCAGGGCUACACAUGACCCUAUCUCAAAAACAAAUAAAAAGCAAACAAAGCAAAACCCAUCAGACAAAAGCCUCCAGGUGUCUACAAGCCAACGGGCUGUCAUUCUGACGGACUGCUAGGCCUAAGAACCCACUCGGUGUCAGUGAGCUGCUGCCCGGGGGCUGAAUGGUGAACAGAGGUGUUCACCCUGCUUCAGGGAGU